AUGCUGCCCGUCACGCGCCGCCUCAGGUCGUCGGCCUUUCCCGCGCCUUCCUCCUGGCCCCUCCACAUCCUCAUACUGGGGCUGCUGGUACCGGGGACCCUGCCAAGCAUGUCCAGACUGGCUCCAGCUGCCAAGCGCGAGAUCCUCAUAGACGGAGACUUGGUGAUCGGCGGCCUCUUCCCGGUGCACCACAAAGGCGAAGGGACGGAGGACUGCGGUAAAAUCAACGCGGAGAGAGGGAUCCAGAGACUGGAGGCCAUGUUGCUGGCGCUCGACGAGAUUAACGCCAGCGAUCGCAUCCUUCCGGGACUCCAGCUAGGGGCGCACAUCCUCGACACCUGCUCGAAGGACACCUACGCUCUGGAGCAGUCCCUCGAUUUCGUCCGGGCGUCCCUCACCAAGGUGCACGACCCGGGCUUCAUCUGCCCGGACGGGUCGCGACCUAUCCAGAACGAGGUCCCGCUGGCCAUUUCUGGGGUCAUCGGCGGAUCCUACAGUGACGUUUCCAUCCAGGUGGCCAACCUCCUGCGACUGUUCCAGAUCCCUCAGAUCAGCUACGCCUCCACCAGCGCCAAGCUGAGUGACAAAUCCCGCUACGACUACUUUGCCCGCACCGUCCCUGCGGACUUCUACCAGGCCAAAGCCAUGGCCGAGAUCCUGCGCUAUUUCAACUGGACGUACGUGUCCACCGUCGCCUCGGAGGGGGACUACGGCGAGACGGGCAUCGACGCCUUCCAGGAGGAGGCCCGCUCUCACCAAAUCUGCAUCGCCACCUCGGCCAAGGUGAGCCGCUCCAUGAACCGCCAGGGCUUCGAGAACGUGAUCCGAUCCCUGCAGCAGAAGUCCAACGCCAAGGUGGUCAUCAUGUUCACCCGCAGCGAGGAUGCCCGGGAGUUGCUGGUGGCGGCCGCCCGCAUGAAAGUCACCUUCAUUUGGGUGGCCAGUGACGGCUGGGGGGCGCAGGAGAGCGUGGUGAGGGGCAGCGAGACGGCAGCCGACGGCGCUUUCACCAUCGAGCUGGCUUCGUAUCCCAUCAGAGAGUUUGAAGAUUAUUUCACCAAACUGAACCCGUACACCAACACCAGGAACCCGUGGUUCAAAGAGUUCUGGGAACACCGCUUCGGCUGCAGCCUCCAGGAACACGGAUGCAGCGACCGCAGCCUCAGAGACGGCACUUUUGAGCAGGAGUCCAAGAUCAUGUUCGUGGUCAACGCGGUCUACGCCAUGGCCUACGCGCUCCACAACAUGAGGCAAGCCGUGUGCUCCAACGCGUCCAAGGUCUGCGAAGCGAUGAAACCAGGCAACGGCAAAAGGUUCUACAAGGAGUUCAUCCUGAAGACCAAGUUUGAAGCUCCCUUUCGACCCGUCGACACAGAAAACAUGGUGCGCUUCGACUCGGUCGGCGACAGCAUCAGUCGCUACAACAUCUUCCACUACCACAAAGAUGACGGGAAGUUCGUCUACAAGAAGGUGGGCUACUGGGACCAGAACCUGACCCUGAACACCAGCCUGGUAAGCUGGCGGGGGCCGGCACCGCCCACCUCCCAGUGUAGCGACCCCUGCAGGAAGAACGAGGUGAAGAGCAUGCAGCCCGGGGACGUGUGCUGCUGGAUCUGCAUCCCCUGCCAACCCUACCAGUACCUGCAGGACGAGUUCACGUGCGCCGACUGCGGCUUCGGCCAGUGGCCCCUGGACAACCUGACGGGCUGCUACGAUCUGCCCGAAGAGUACAUCCGCUGGGAGGACGCCUGGGCCAUCGGGCCCGUGACCAUCUCCUGCUUGGGAAUAAUGUGCACCCUGUCGGUGGUGGGUCUGUUCUUCAAGCACAACCAGACGCCCGUGGUGAAGGCGAGCGGACGCGAGCUCUCCUACAUCCUCCUCCUGGGAGUCUUGAUGUGCUACAGCAUGACGUUCAUCUACAUCGCCAAACCUUCCACCGCCGUCUGCACCCUCCGCCGACUGGGCCUGGGCACGUCGUUCGCCAUGUGCUACUCGGCGCUCCUCACCAAAACCAACCGGAUCGCCCGCAUCUUCAGCGGCGUGAAGGACGGCGCCCAGCGACCGCGCUUCAUCAGCCCGGCCUCCCAGGUGGCCAUCUGCGGAGCCCUCAUCUCCUGCCAGCUGCUGGUGGCCGUCAUCUGGCUGCUGGUGGAGGUGCCCGGCGUGAGGAAGGAGGUCAGCCCGGAGCGGAGAGACGUGGUCACCCUGAAGUGCAACAGCCGCGACACCAGCAUGCUCGUGUCCCUCACCUACAACUGCGUCCUCAUCGUCCUCUGCACCGUCUACGCCUUUAAGACGCGGAAGUGCCCGGAAAACUUCAACGAGGCCAAGUUCAUCGGCUUUACCAUGUACACCACCUGCAUCAUCUGGCUCGCCUUCCAGCCCAUCUUCUACGUCACGGCCAGCGACUACAGGGUCCAGACCACCACCAUGUGUAUUUCUGUCAGUCUGAGCGGCUCCGUGGUCCUGGGCUGCCUCUUCGCUCCCAAGGUCCACAUCAUUCUGUUCCAGCCUCAGAAGAACGUGGCCUCGCUGCGGGUCACAGCCAACCGCUUCAGUGCCACCGUGUCGGCGUCCGCGUCCGCCCCCAGUUCCAGUUACUCCAAAGGAUCCGCCGCCAACUACGUGCCAGCGGUGUGCAACGGUCGCGAGGUGGUGGACUCGACCACUUCGUCCUUGUGAGAGCGUCUCGACGAAAGUCCGAGCCGAGGCCGCGGCGCCCAGCCGGGCUGCACAGACAGAGUGUGCGGGCUGGACCAAUGUUCCGCCAGGGCGGCAGUUCGGAUCGCUUGGAAAGAACCUCUUUUGUAUAGAUUGAAUAUCCCGUGACUUUGAUUUUAUUUCGGUUUACAACUAGAUGUGGGCAAUGUGUAUGGAAGUAAAUUAUUCCCACCAGGAUUUGAAUUUGAAAUGUAAAGUGAUCACAUUUUCAAUGGUUGUAUUUCAGUGUAACUUCUCAAUGUUAA
Messenger RNA from Syngnathoides biaculeatus (alligator pipefish), 2966 nucleotides. RefSeq names its product glutamate receptor, metabotropic 2b (gene grm2b). Gene Ontology annotation, biological process: G protein-coupled glutamate receptor signaling pathway; regulation of synaptic transmission, glutamatergic. NCBI's taxonomy places the organism in Eukaryota, Metazoa, Chordata, Actinopteri, Syngnathiformes, Syngnathidae. Gene Ontology annotation, cellular component: membrane. Bases 1 to 2682 code for a protein of 893 amino acids. Gene Ontology annotation, molecular function: group II metabotropic glutamate receptor activity. The record is from RefSeq and is a predicted model, not a curated record. The transcript is spliced from 5 exons.